Messenger RNA from Pungitius pungitius (ninespine stickleback), 2223 nucleotides. RefSeq names its product transmembrane protein 98 (gene tmem98). The transcript has 3 exons. Gene Ontology annotation, cellular component: endoplasmic reticulum. NCBI's taxonomy places the organism in Eukaryota, Metazoa, Chordata, Actinopteri, Perciformes, Gasterosteidae. The record is from RefSeq and is a predicted model, not a curated record. The coding region runs from base 45 to 389 and encodes 114 amino acids.
UCCACAUACAGAUCUGCCACACUUUGACGGAAAAGCUGGUUGCCAUGACGAUGGGUUCAGGUGCAAAAGUCAAAGCACCGGCCAGCCUUAGUGACAUCAUCAGCGUGGCCAAACGCAUCAGCCCUCGGGUGGACGACGUGGUCAGGUCCAUGUACCCUCCCCUGGAUCCUAUCCUCCUGGACGCCAGGGCCACCGCUCUCCUGCUUUCAGUCAGCCACCUGGUGCUGGUCACCCGCAACGCCUGUCACAUGUCUGGCAGUAUGGACUGGAUCGACCAGUCGCUCAACGCUGCCGAGGAUCACAUGGUGGUUUUGCGCGAGGCGGCGUUGGCCUCCGAACCGGAUCGGAAUAUAACCGGAGCCGACGCACAGAGGGAGCAGGCCAUCUAGACAUCGAAACAGAUACCGAGCCAAAAUACAAUAUGUCCAUGUUAUCCGUGUGCUACUAUACUCAGCUGGCAAGCACAUAUUCUGUUGAAAGUGUUGAAAAAGGCCCGCCUUGACAAAUUCACUGUCCGGUCCAAAUUAACACGCUUUGAUGAAUUACACGACUUGACCCCGUCCCUCAUUUCCACUCCUCACAUAAAAGAAGAGACUUGGAAAUUGUUUCUUUAUCAUAUUCUUACCAGAAAUUACUUGAUAUUACUCUGCAUUCACUACAGCUAAAUAGUAAGCAGAGAUCGAACAAAGAUACAGGCGAGGGUCAUGCGAUAUAAUCUUACAGCAGCUAUUUUUAAAACUUGUUUAGUUCAAACCGCCAGUGAUGGAAAGGUUUUUGGAAAUCUCUUCUUUGGGUGCGCCAUUACCCAGCGGUGGGCCCAAAUCCAAUCUCACCAGUCACAUGGAGGCUUAGUCAGCUAAUCCAUUCUGAGGAAAACAUCCAGUUAGCCAGUGAACCCAAAGGGGUUCCUGCUCAGUGGACCAGUGGUGGUAACCAGACGUCUUUAUGAUUUGUUGGGUCAGCAGGACUUGCUCAAACAUCCCUCAGAUACUCAUACGCAGUUAGAAAUAGCCGGUCUGUGAGUUGUUACCAAAUAACGGCAGCACUUUUAGCCACAUCAGCAGCAGGUCAAGAGUAGUUUCCCCUUUCGUCCCAUUGCUGCAUUGUACUACGAUUAAUUGAGGCUGUUAACGAUAGAGAAGCAGCGCUUUUGUCCACACUGAUGUGCGUCAAAACGCAACUCGAUGGAUUAGCACAAUCAUUUGGACAGGCAGCGUUGGUCCCAGAGAGGAUGAAUCCGAUUGACUUUGGUGAUGAAAUGCCUUUUUAUUGAAAGCCUUCAGCAGGUCCACGAGUGUGAUACAGUCAUUCGACUUUUGUCUUAAAAAUCGGAGCAGAUAUUCAUAAUAUUCCCUGUGGUGAUUCUCUGAAGGUCAGAACGUGACAUGGUGUCAAGAAACAUCCUUAAUUCUGACUUUUUUUUAAAAACUGUUUCUAUCUACAUUUGCCCAGGAAUAAGAAUAUUACACAAUUAGUGCAGAGAGACGCAAUCAGCAGAAAUAUUGAGCGUCCCCCCCACUAUAGAGAUACAUUGUGUUCUUGUGUAUUGCCGUGUUAUGCGAGGCCGUUAGCUAAGUUGUGUUGAUUGAGGUGGAGCAGAAUUAGCAUGUUGUUAUUGGAGCAGAGUCUACCUGCUCUCCCAUGCAUAGCUAAUAGCAAAUCCCCAAGGAGUCCUAUUAAGGCAUUAGCCUACCCACAGUCACAAUGAACACAUGGGCUUUUAGCUGCGAUACACAUGACACAAACCUUUGUGCACCCAAGGCAGGCAGAAACAUGACCACAAUCAGCGUGACACACUGCUGUAAAAUACACAUCAUUGAGUCCCUUUCUAGUUUUGAGAUUUCGGUGACAAUCACGACGAGAAGCAGCGGGUUCGAGAAAUCUUGUCAAAUGAGAUUCAGAUAAGCCAUCGAGCACGCAAAGACGUAUUGGUGUAAACGUAUCAAACGAGAAGGAAACCUAUAGAAAGCCAUUUAUUUUUUCUUGUUCACAUUGUUUUUUUAGCAUUGAACCUUUGUUUAUGCACAGUUUGUUACUGAUGUCUUUCCUUCACUCCCACACAGCUUUCCUUUUUCUCUUUCAUUGAUUUGUACAGACAGAAUUUUAUAGGAAAAUUAUUUUUUGUAUAUUGCUCUGACCAACAGCUACAGAAGAAUCCAUGUCUGAUAAAGAGUCUGCACACUCAAAUUAGUUUGACAUCAAUAAAAAUGAAUAUCUUUCUCU